CCGCGCUACGAAAGGAAGGACGGACGCCCAAGAUCGUGCGCGUCUCCGUCUCCGCUUAUUUUAAGCGCAGGCCGAUCUGGAGGAGAGGGAGGUGACGGCGACGGCGACGCACAGCCUUGUCGUGUCCUCUCCAUCCUCCCACUCGAAGAGUCCAGCACCACUCGGCGAACUCUGCCGGUUCCUGCGCCCGGAGCGACAGCCAUGGGGGAGGCCGCGGACCCGGCGCCGGCGCCGGCGGCCGUCACGGGCCGCGUCCGCGUGGCGCCACCGAUGCCGUGGCGGACGCGGCUCGCGGUGCUGGCCGCGGGGUACCUCACCGACGCCACCCGCCGCGCCGACGGCACCGUCAACCGCCGCCUGCUCGGCGUGCUCGACAAGGGCGUCGCGGCGUCGGCGGCCCCGCGCAACGGCGUCGCGUCCCGGGACGUCGUCAUCGACGCUGCCGCACCCCUCCGCGCGCGCCUCUUCUACCCCGCCCCCGCCGCCGCCGCCGGCGGCGGCGGCGGCUCCCGGGGGGAGCAGGACGGCCGGCGGCCUCUCCCCGUGAUCGUGUUCUUCCACGGCGGCGGCUUCGCGUACCUCUCCGCGGCGUCCCCGGCCUACGACGCCGCCUGCCGCCGCAUCGCCCGGCAUGCGCGCGCCGCGGUGCUGUCCGUCGACUACCGCCGCGCGCCCGAGCACCGCUGCCCCGCCGCCUACGACGACGGCCUCGCCGCGCUCCGCUUCCUCGACGACACCGCCGCCGCCGGCGCCGACCCGCCGCUCGACCCGUCGCGCUGCUUCCUCGCCGGGGACAGCGCGGGCGGCAACAUCGCGCACCACGUCGCGCGCCGCUACGCGCUGGACCCGUCGCGCUUCGCCGCCGUCCGCCUCGCGGGGCUCGUCGCCAUCCAGCCCUUCUUCGGCGGCGAGGAGCGCACCCCCGCCGAGCUCCGCCUCGACGGCGCGCCCAUCGUCAGCGUCGCGCGCACCGACUGGAUGUGGCGCGCGUUCCUGCCCCCCGGCGCCGACCGCGCCCACGAGGCGUGCUCGCCCGACGCCGCGGUGGCCGGCAUCGAGUCGGCCCCGGCGUUCCCGCUGGCCACGGUGGUCGUCGGCGGGUACGACCCGCUGCAGGACUGGCAGCGCCGGUACUGCGACGCGCUGCGGGCCAAGGGGAAGGAGGUGCGGGUGCUCGAGUACCCCGGCGCCAUCCACGCCUUCUACGUGUUCCCGGAGUUCGCGGACGCCAAGGACCUCAUGCUAAGGAUCAAGGACAUCGUCGCCGGCAGCGGCAGCGGCAGCGAGUGAUGACGCCGAGCUUCUGGUUGGGGGUAGCGGAUGAUUAGGUUGGUGGAUGGGUGAUUGCGUCGGGUGAGUGACUGGGGUCAGUGACGCGGACCGGGUCGUUGGGAUGUUGCGUGACGUGGACCUCAUCGAACAAGGCGCGUCAGGCGUGCGGGAUCCGUCACAAGUGUACUAGUGUGGGAUCACAGAGGUGACAUUUUUUUCCUACCGUCUCGUUUAGUUGCAUAAAAUUAAAUCUCAAAACUAUC
Messenger RNA from Panicum virgatum (switchgrass), 1535 nucleotides. Its product is annotated as probable carboxylesterase 18. The record is from RefSeq and is a predicted model, not a curated record. The transcript has a single exon. Lineage: Eukaryota; Viridiplantae; Streptophyta; Magnoliopsida; Poales; Poaceae. Gene Ontology annotation, molecular function: hydrolase activity. Bases 202 to 1290 code for a protein of 362 amino acids.